AUGACAAGUCUGGGCCUGAAACGUCCACUCGAGUCACCCUUGGCGUCUGAGAUAAACUGCCGGAAAGAACAUCUGAAACAUACCGCGUGUUCACCAGAUCGGGAUUUGACCCUGCAUGACUGUCUGAGGAGGAACGAACCCCAUGCCUUUGAACGACGACCACGACGAAAGACUCGAGAGGACCGGUAUGAAUAUAAGCCCGUUGCGUCCACGACCUGCCAGCCAAGAACUACGAAGAACAAAAGCAGGCACAGAGUACGGCGGAGCCGAAAGCACACUAUGAAUGAUGAUUUCCAAGCACCCAAUGUACCUCGGGGGAGGCUUACCCUGCAGACUAAUCAAAGACUUGGCAUCUUCGGCAGAGCCAAGGCUUCAUCCCCAAUGAGGUUCAACGAAACAAUGGAUAUGGCGCGAUUCAAACCUAAGUUAGAGCAAACACUUUGUGGAGACUCUGUAUCGCGUCUCGAAAGGCAACCAAAAAGCAAUUUGAAUAACCUUGGACGGAAGGACUUACCCCAUCAUCUCUAUUUUGGAUCUCCCACGUGGCCAGGUUCCAAAUCCCGGCGGCUUGGCUUUCCAAUCGUCGAGGCCUUCGAAGAAACAACCAAAUCUGGUCAGCCUACGACACCUGAGAUGGUUGGUCAACUACUGUCAUGCCAUUCAGCCACUCCGUUCACAUGGUCCGAAACGGCGUCCAAAGCACCUGACGAUGAAAAGGAAAUUGAGGGUUAUCUCAUGGAAAUCCUGCAUGCAGGAGUUUUACCUGUAACGACAGGCGAGAGACCCGUUUUUACGAGCGCGAAUAAGAAGUAUUGCAAUCUGGACGAUUUGAAGCUUCUGCUACAGAGCCGAAUGGCAUUGUGGAAUGAGAGUCAUGACGCUGGCUCUAUCAUCAGUAUCAGCACUGCAUUGGAUAUACCAAGUGAACACGAAAUGCCGAGCAAUACUUCAUCUUACCACGAUCGAGCGGUCACAGGUGUCAUGAGACCAUCCAACAUUAAUCCAAACGAUUCUAUAAAGGGCAUGCGUCCAGAACUUUCUUGUUCAAGUCCCUCACGAAACUUCACUAGUGACCCUACAGGUCUCACAAAUACCAAAUUAAAUACGCAUGACGGUCCCACGCAAUCCUCCCAAUCGGUGGAACACAAUCAAAGUAUAAGGAUUGGUGAAGUUGACGUUGGAGCAGAUACCGAUGUGACCUUCUUUCGGUCUCUGGAUGCUGCUUUCUGGGCGAUUAUGGGACCCCAAGGCGACAAUGAGAUCAGUCACAUGAAGUCACCAUGUUUGAUGCCACAGCCUGACGUUCGAAACCCUAAAGAAGAGAGUCUCCUCAAGACCGUGAACUCGUCAUUCUUUGGGUCCAUUGAUACUCUUUCGCACCCCGCUGUUGAAAUUGAAACAGCUCAGCGCCCCAUCGAUUCCAAAGUCCCACUGGCGGCUCAUCAUGAACCUGCAGAAUUCAUAGCGCCCAACGGAGAGGAAAGGCUGGAUCUAUCCUCAUCUUCGGUCUUUUUAGUCACUAAGAAACAAUCGGAUUUUACCGCUCCAACCGCACCUCCCACAACCCAUCUGUACCCCCCGGGAUUUUGGCGAAGAAACAUCUUGUAUUAG
This is a messenger RNA of Penicillium chermesinum, 1611 nucleotides long. RefSeq lists its product as uncharacterized. The transcript has a single exon. Bases 1 to 1611 code for a protein of 536 amino acids. NCBI's taxonomy places the organism in Eukaryota, Fungi, Ascomycota, Eurotiomycetes, Eurotiales, Aspergillaceae. The record is from RefSeq and is a predicted model, not a curated record.